Molecule: messenger RNA, 2487 nt
Organism: Mesocestoides corti
Lineage: Eukaryota; Metazoa; Platyhelminthes; Cestoda; Cyclophyllidea; Mesocestoididae
Source: the annotation of a GenBank genome assembly
UGCGGCAAGGCUCUAGAUGAGAAAAACUUCCAGCUGCGUGAUAAGUGUUUCUACUGCCCCGAGGACUACAAACAGGAGUUUUCGGUCAAAUGCGCAGGCUGUGGAAAUCCGGUUGAAGGCGAGGUUGUGACGGCUCUUGGAAGCACAUUCCACACCUUCUGUCUUCGCUGCUUCUCCUGCAAUCGGACGAUUGUGCCGGGGGAGAAGGCGGUUGCCUUGAGUGACCGCUUCUACUGCGAAAGGUGUUCGCCGCCUCAGGUGGCUGAAGAGGCAGACGAGGAGGGCGACUGGGAUCUGGCCUGCUCCGUCGCGGACCCCCAAUCCACCCCGUCACCACCUCCACCUCCAGCCAAUGGAAUGAAAAAGAAGAAGAGGAAAAAAAAGAAGAAGCCUGACCAGCCGAGGGUACCCAAGAGCGCCUCUCUGCCCAGGCGGUUGGGUGACUUCUUCCGUACCAGAAAGUCGCCAAGCCGUGACCCUCAGGCAUCGCCAUCUCCCCACCACGCCACUUUAACUAAUGGCACAGCUGCACUGUCAGUCAAUGUUGGUGAACACGACGCAACAGCUGAGAGUUGUCCGUUGAUGACGCACAGCGCAAUGGGUACUGGGGAGGUGGCCUAUUCCAUAGAUCCAGCACUCACCACUCCCUCGAUGGUCAACGCGCUCUCCGGCGACACCUCGACCCUCCUCUACGGGUCGGUUAGACGAAUCUGUCCACCGGGCGUGGACUACGGACGCCAGUACCCCGUCUCGUAUCUCCGAUUGGCCGAACAGGGCUACACAGCGGUCAUCAGCACAGACGACCUCAACUCCGAGAGUCUGUCGCCGUCGCCUUGUCUGUCACGCCUGCCACCCUGCUACAGCGGACCCUGCACUCAGCGAAUGUCGCGACGCGACUUGGGCCGCCAAACUCGAACCCUGCCGAUCGCUGUCGACUCGCCCGCCUUCAGUGACAAGGGACAAGCCGAGCGACCGGAGAAAGAUCGGUACACACGGUACCGACAGAUGUCCCCCACACCCGCCGUCUCCGCUGGACGGGCUACCAGCUCCGGACGCUGUGCCACCACGCCAGGCUCCAACUUCACCGUGCGAAAAUCUCCCGAGAUGAUGAUGAAGUCGCCAAGGGCGGGCAGAUCUGUGAGUCCGGAGGCGGCGUUGAUGGCGCAGGCAGAGGCCAGACGUCUCGCCGCCUACCCAGGAGCCAAGGUGCCCGACGCAAACAGCGAGCCAGCCAUCGAUCGAUACGACUGGCCGGCGCCACCCUCACCCGCCGUCGUCUUGAUCGACCGAAGACGCGAGAAGGCCCUCAAGAGCACCACCCUGCCAGACGGCGCGACAGUCACGUCUGAGGGCUCGAGUUCUGACACGCGAACCCUCUCACCGGGCACCGAGCACUCCCUGUCGCCGGAGAAGGACCACCCCACUUGUCGCAUGGAGGCCAAAAUAACCACACUCAAACGAGCCACUGGCAACUCGGGGAUGUCAGCUGCAGUUGCACAGUACGUUGAAGAAGACAGAAAACACGGGCGCGAUGGGUCACCCGACCUUGACCCAAUUUCGGCCUCGAGGUCACCGAAUGCUAGUUUUGAACCCCCCUAUAGCACUCGCUACACCAAUCAUCGUUUUGCCUCUCCGUCGAGAUUUACACUGAGACGGCACCCAGCUCUGAACUCACCCACCGGAACCGAUGUCUUCUCGACCUCGCCAAUCAGCAGUCCCAGACCAGGUUAUACCUCGGGCAUCCUCUCCUCGCGUCCAGUUAGUUUGCCCCGCCAAGUCAACGGUACCGCCACCGCCACCCACUACUCCACUUCCACGAGCCCAUGGUCGCCUGAUCAAAGAAGAUUCCACGUGGAAUGUGCCUCUAGAACCCUCCCAGUGAACGGCGUUCCGGCAGGUCUCAACGGAUCUCAAAAUGGAGACGCCUCGCGACAAGUUCGCUACGUUUUACAACCAAUCACCUCCUUGUUUGUGUCCUCAGUAGCCACAUCGGGUCUUUCAAUGAACGGCUUUGCGCCGACCACCGAUUCACUGAGUCAUCGAACGCGUUCGAGCACUUUGACUGGGGGUCUGCCACCGCCGUCGAUCUCAGGUCUGCGUCCGGUGGGUCGCAGUUGCCUUGGUUCGCGUGGACGCUCGCGGUGGGACAACGGAUGGUCCACAGAGCGUUCGGUUCAAUGCGGGAGUCCUUCGCCGCACAGCCUCGCCGCCAACACCACCCUCGACAACCAGUACCUCGACGUGCAGAGCUGGCUUCGACCGUCUGCCGCACAGUCGCGUCCACAGCCCACGACCUACUCAUAUGACCAGUUGAGGAUUUCGUCAGACGCCAAAUUAAGGGGCAUUGACAGCCAACACAGAGAGGCGUACCUUUCCUCCGGCGACUUCGAACGACUCUUCAAGAUGACCAGGCUGGAGUUCCAGCGUCUGCCGGCGUACAAACAAAACGACCUCAAGCGUCGACUUGACCUUUACUGAGUGUGGUCU